CGAGAUCAUUCAAGCAACGAUUUUCCUCUGAACAAGGAUCUGAGUCUAGAACAUUAUUCAUUGUUAGACGAUGGCAUUCAAAUUUUUAGCUAUUUUUGCUGUUUUGGCUGUGGCCAGUGCUCAACACUACGACCCUCACUACUACCAGCCUCAGUACCAACCUCAACCAGCCCUGAUUAAAACCCUCCAGCCAACCAUCGUCAAGACAAUCCAACCAGCUCUAGUCAAGACUGUCAAGCACAUUGAAUACCCAGAAGCCCCUGCCGAAUACCAGUUCCAGUACUCCGUCCACGAUGAGCACACCGGCGACAUCAAGAGCCAGCAGGAGGAGCGUCACGGAGAUGAUGUCAAGGGACAGUACACUCUGAUCGACGCCGAUGGCCACCGUCGCAUUGUAGACUACACCGCCGAUGAGCACAACGGAUUCAACGCUGUCGUCCGCCGAGAACCUCUGGAGGGUCACAAGAUUGUCAAGACCAUUGCCCCGGUUGCCAAGAUUGUUGCUCCUAUUCCGGUGGCCAAGGUUUACGCUGCUCCAGUCGCCAAGAUCGUCGCUCCUCAACACUACAGCCUCCCAGAACCUCACUACUCUCACUACUAGGCGCAUUCUCGAAAUGUCAUAUAAUGGUACCCUCAUUCCUCUAGCUUUAUCUCAAUCUCCCAAAUUAGGAUAAUUGAUGUGAAUAUGGGAAUAAUUUAUAAUUCAUACAUUAUACGUCAUUCGAAUUAACUUUAAAUUGUGUGAAAGCUGGUAUGAUUUAUUGUAUGCUAAUCUUUAUGUAUCCAUAUGAAAAAUAAAAGAAAUGUU
Messenger RNA from Armigeres subalbatus, 808 nucleotides. RefSeq names its product larval cuticle protein A2B-like. NCBI's taxonomy places the organism in Eukaryota, Metazoa, Arthropoda, Insecta, Diptera, Culicidae. The transcript is spliced from 2 exons. Gene Ontology annotation, cellular component: extracellular matrix. The record is from RefSeq and is a predicted model, not a curated record. Bases 71 to 601 code for a protein of 176 amino acids.